AUGGUUGAUACCACUGCCGAGAACGCUACUGGUUCUGGUGCAACGACUGUCGCCUCUUCUAGUCGCACCACAACUGUCCCUACAAUGGCUGCGACAGAAAAGCCCGGAAAGUUUUCUGGCAUCGACUUUAAACGCCGGCAACAGAAAAUGUUCUUCUACUUAACAACCCUCAGUUUGCAAAAAUUUAUUACUGAAGAAGUUCCUGUUCUAUCAGAAGAGACUCCGGACAAUGAGCAUUUCAUCGUGAUGGAAGCAUGGAAUCAUUCUGAUUUUCUAUGUAAAAACUAUAUUCUCAAUGGGCUGGAUGAUGGUCUAUAUAAUGUCUAUAGCGGCUAUAAUAAAUCUGUCAUGUCUCAAGUCCAGAAACUUCAAGUGAUUACACAUGAUCUGUUUGCGGAAGGAAUGGUAGUCAAUGGAGCUUUCCAGGUUGCGGCCAUUAUUGAAAAAUUGCCUCCUUUGUGGAAGGAUUUUAAAAACUACUUAAAGCACAAACGUAAGGAAAUGACAUUAGAAGAUCUUAUCGUCCAGCUUAGAAUUGAGGAAGACAACAGAUCUGCUGAGAAGAAGGCCAAUGGCAAACUAGCAAUAAUGGGGGCAAACAUCGUUGAAACUGCCUCUACAAGUUCAAAGAAAAGGAAGCGGGCUUCUAGAGGGAAGAAUGUUCUAAGCAAGAAGAAAUUCAAAGGAAGUUGUUACAAUUGA
Molecule: messenger RNA, 702 nt
Organism: Lycium barbarum (goji berry)
Lineage: Eukaryota; Viridiplantae; Streptophyta; Magnoliopsida; Solanales; Solanaceae
Exons: 2
Coding region: 1-702 (233 amino acids)
Source: RefSeq, a predicted model, not a curated record